Owenia fusiformis is the source of this 331-nucleotide messenger RNA. The record is from the annotation of a GenBank genome assembly. Lineage: Eukaryota; Metazoa; Annelida; Polychaeta; Sabellida; Oweniidae.
AGCUAUCCAAGGAACUAGUACUGAGAAAUUGUUAUUUUCGUUAGGCUGGAAAGCUUUGAGUCAGAGAAGAGAUGAAAGAAAGGCUACUCAUAUGUUUAAGGUCUCAAAGGAGCUUGUCCCAUCCUAUGUAUUAGAUAUCUAUACUCCCUUUCUUAACCAAAGACACAGACCAGGACUUAGGUCAUUCAGAACUUAUCAUAUCCCUGCAAGAGCCUCAACCAAAUUUAGAAAUUCUCCAGCCAUUUCGCCAAUUAAGAUCUGGACUAAUACCCCAGAGAUCCUCAAAAACAGUCAGUCUAAAUCUCAGUUUCGAAGGAGAUAUACAACCCAU